AUGCAUUUCGUUCUCGGUCUUCCGCUGCUUGCUUCGCUGGCAAUGCCAGUCUCUGCAUCCUCCGACAUUGCAUAUUGUUCUACGGUGAACACUGGAUCGUCGUUUAACGCAAACAGCAGUAUCUACCAGUCAAACGGUGCAUGCCAAGAGCUAUGCAAUGCCGACUAUGCUUUUGGCAUUCUUAUGGACAAACGUUGCUGGUGCUCGAAUAUCGCACCAAACAAGGCAACCAACGUCGAUGUCUCCGAAUGUAGCGAUGGGUGCCCGGGUUAUCCUGCUGAUAGCUGCGGCAAUGAAUCCAAGGGGUACUAUGCGUACCUGGAAAUGUCGAUGCACAUGGCUUCGGGGACAGCCACGGUUUCAUCCACAGCAACCUCAACUGGAACCUCGUCAAGUUCCUCGGACUCGACAAGCUCUGGAGAUUCCACCACCACCGGAACGGUUGCGGUCCACACUGUCGCUGGUGUGGUAGAAACAGUCACCGUUGGAGGCUCGCAGUCCACCAGUUCAUCUUCGUCUAGCAAUAGCAGCGGCGACAGUUCGAGCCUGAGCAAAGGCGCUGUGGCGGGUGUUGUGGUUGGUUCUGUCGCCGGAUGCGUCGGUAUAAUACUUUUGAUUUUCCUUGUCCUGGCUGCCAAACGUCGGGCGCGUGCCAACAGCCCUGACCCAAGUGUACAAAAUAUCCUCCUCGAUGGACGACAAAGCAAAGGCUCACAGAUGAGUUUCAUGAAGGGCGUCUUUUCCGAUAACCACAGCCAUACAUUGUCCGCCGGCUCGUCGAUCACACCUCAACGCAUGCCGACCUUUACCGAUAAUCGCAUGAAGACCGAUGCGGCGCUUUAUCACCACGGUCACCACAGAGAUAGCACCACAUCACUGCAAGAUAAUGAAGACUAUUCUCGGCCUGUUUUGCGGUUGACCAACCCCGACUGA
This is a messenger RNA of Aspergillus wentii DTO 134E9, 933 nucleotides long. RefSeq lists its product as uncharacterized. The coding region runs from base 1 to 933 and encodes 310 amino acids. The record is from RefSeq and is a predicted model, not a curated record. The transcript is spliced from 4 exons. Lineage: Eukaryota; Fungi; Ascomycota; Eurotiomycetes; Eurotiales; Aspergillaceae.